UGAGACAGGAGAGUAUAUUAGAAUAUAAGCAUAAAUUAUGACAAGAAGAAGGAAAUUCUAAACUUGAAGUAACACAAAUUGUACAUAAUAAAGGGUUAAUAAUGAAGGAGGUGAAUUGAGAGGUGGCAAGUUUAUGUGGGCAUUAUGAGAAUUGAGAGUGAGUAUCCAUACGUUCCAUGCGAAAUCUCAUCUCCAUUCUCCACCCAAAAAAAAUGGCAUUUUUCUCUUCCAUAUUUUCUUCUUUCCCAAAUGAUUUGUCAUCCUUCUCCGGUCCUCUCUCCCUCCUCUCCCAAAGGGUCCUUCGAUCUUCUUCCCGGAGGACCCUUCUUCCCUCUCCCCGCCAUCGCCGUCUAAUUCCUUAUCCGGCCGCCUGUACGCAAUUAAUCAUUGACGUCAUACAACAACAUUGUUUAACGCUAGCUGCAUUUGCGUAUUUGAGUUUGCGUGAUCUGAUCUGAUCGUCUUCAUAAUAUAGGUGUUGAAUUUGAUGAUGCCGUGAGAAUUGAGAUGAUAAUAUUGAGAGUUUUUCACUUUUUUUCUAGCUGAUCGGCGUCUGAUCUUCACUUGCAGGAAUUAAAAACCGCAGCACAGGAUCGAGAAAUGAGCUGCUUCCCAUGUUUUCAAAAUAAUCAAAACGUAGCCGACAAGGAGCAGCGGGAGCAGCUCCCCGUCGCUCAGCCGAGAGAGCUCGAUACCGCGGACGACGGCGCUCCCAAGCAGGAGGCUAGUGCGGCAGCGCCACCGGGUGACGCCGCCGCAGACAACAAGGCUGAAGCUACUGAGGGCGGCGGAGAUUCCAACCUCAGAACCUUCAAUUUCCGAGAGCUUGCCACUGCAACAAAGCACUUCAAACAGGAAAGCCUAAUAGGCGAAAGUGGAUUUGGAAAAGUGUUUAAGGGAACACUUCCAGAUGGCCAGGUUGUGGCUGUGAAGCGACUAGACAGGACAGGAGGACAUGACAGCAAGCAGUUCUCUAUGGAGGUCCUGAAGUUGACCCAGCUUCACCACCCUAAUCUGCUAAAUCUUGUUGGCUAUUGCGCUGAUGGAGAACAAAGACUUCUGGUGUAUGAAUACACUCCCAAUCAUAGUCUUCAAGACAAUCUUUUUGACCUUCCAGAGGAUAAAGAGCCAUUAGCUUGGCUGACCAGAAUGAAGAUAGCUUCAGGUGUGGCCCAAGGGCUUGAAUAUUUGCAUGAAAAGCCCAAGCCUCCCAUCAUAUAUCGCGAUUUGAAAUCCUCAAGCAUUUUAUUGGACGAAAAUUUGAGUCCUAAGCUUUCUGAUUAUGGUCUUGCUAAGCUCGAGGGUGGAGGAAACAACUCACUUUUGGCACCAAAAACCGGGUAUUAUGCACCGGAAUAUGAACAGACGGGUGAACUCACGUUGAAGUCAGAUGUCUAUAGUUUUGGAGUUGUUAUGCUUGAGCUUUUAUCAGGCCGUCGAGCUAUGGACCCUGAAAAACCAACAGAAGAGCAAAGCUUAGUCGAGUGGGCACAACCCAUUUUCAGGGAUCCAAAGCGGUUCCCGGAAAUUGUAGAUCCACAACUGAAGAAGGCAUAUCCGAUGAGAAGUUUAAACCAAGCAGUCGGCGUUACGGCCAUGUGUCUGCAAGAAGAAUCAUCGGUUCGCCCCUUGUUCGAUGAUGUCAUCGCCGCUCUCAGUUUCCUCGCAGUGGAGACAAACGAACCGCUCGCCUCGUCUAUUCCGGACCCCGAACCUCCACCAGCAAAGAAAACUCGCGGAGAGUCCUCCUCGGACGACAGUGACGGCGAAAGCGACCGCGAUCGCGACCGCGGCAGCGGAAGAUACGACGACGAAAGAUCAGAUGCCGAAGAAGACGGAAACGGUUCAGAUUACUCUGAAUACACCGAUGACGAUGAAGGUGAAGAAUACGAAGAAGAAGAAGAAUACGAAGAAGAAGAAGAAGAGGAGGAGCAAGAAGAACCCUCGAGAAAUAAAGACGAUGCCGAUGAUUCUUCCGAUGGAGACAGCGACAAGCUGAGUUUUUGUUACAGCGUACAUAUGAGAUCCAACAGCAUUUCGGAAUCACAUGAUGGUGAAAGUCCCAAAUCCAAUUUACGGCUGGAAAACAGUUUAAAGUAAUGAUCCUUAGCAUUCAGUGAUGAAGAGAAAUCUUAACGUCCAAAAUAUUCAUUUUCUUCUUUAAUUUUUGGUGGCCAUCAAGGCAUCGAGGCUAUACAUACAUCCAUUUUGAUUCAAUUCGUUAAAACAUUUAUUU
Molecule: messenger RNA, 2236 nt
Organism: Ipomoea nil (Japanese morning glory)
Lineage: Eukaryota; Viridiplantae; Streptophyta; Magnoliopsida; Solanales; Convolvulaceae
Product: serine/threonine-protein kinase CDL1-like
Exons: 7
Coding region: 601-2100 (499 amino acids)
Biological process (GO): protein phosphorylation
Molecular function (GO): ATP binding; protein kinase activity
Source: RefSeq, a predicted model, not a curated record